Molecule: messenger RNA, 903 nt
Organism: Nipponia nippon (crested ibis)
Lineage: Eukaryota; Metazoa; Chordata; Aves; Pelecaniformes; Threskiornithidae
Source: RefSeq, a predicted model, not a curated record
AUGACAACCCUGCAGAGCGUGGGCUUGACGGAUUCCGCCGUGAUUGGGGAAGAGUCACAAGUCACCAGACGAGGACGCAACGCCUUCGUAGAACACAGGCACGCCCGCGGAGACAGCCCGACCGACGCCGUACCGAGAGGAAUCCAGACACAAACAGAGCUCUCCGCUUUCAACAGCGAUCUGCCCGAAGGUGUUCGUUACAAUCAGGUUUCGUUACCACUUCAGGCCUUCGCUCGCUUCAUAAAUCCCAGCAGAAGCCCCUACACGGCCGACCCAAGCAGGAAAAUAGUAGAAUUUCAAAAAAUAGUGGGUAGCUUAAUUGAACUUGUCGAUCAACUGGCAAAAGCUGCUGAGAGCGAGAAGAUGAAGGCCAUUGGUGCACGAAAUUUGCUGAAGUCUAUAGCGAAGCAAAGAGAAGCUCAGGAACAGCAACUUCAGGCUUUAAUAGCUGAAAAAAAGAUGCAGCUGGAAAGAUACCGAAUAGAGUAUGAGACUCUGUGUAAAAUUGAAGCAGACCAGAACGAAUUCAUUGACCAAUUCAUUUUUCAGAAAUAGAGGACUUUAAGAUAAAAAAGAAACUAACUUGGAAGCUUGACCAUUCCAGAAUCUUGAGAAUUUAAAAAAUAUGCAAUUUUUCACUGUGUAUGAAUGAAGAGGUGGUUUGUACAAAUGGAAGUGUCUUUUAAUUCGGUGUGAAUUACACUAGAAGUGGCAAUAAGGAGGGCUUUCUAACAGGUGUAAAGACUGUUCUGUCCUUUGAUUUUAUAAAGUUUUGUACAGUCAGUAGUUCCAAUUCAAAUUAUAGUUGAAUUAAUACUACUGUUGCUACGUUAUGUCUCUCACUUUUUGAAGUGUACAGCUCUUUCAAAGAAAUCAGGAAAUAAAUUAUUGUUUUCAGACUUU